Strongylus vulgaris is the source of this 774-nucleotide messenger RNA. Lineage: Eukaryota; Metazoa; Nematoda; Chromadorea; Rhabditida; Strongylidae. The record is from the annotation of a GenBank genome assembly.
AUGGAGGUCCCAGUAUUCCUCUCCGGGACCAUUGUCGAUCUUUCCGGUCGAACAUUAUCGGGACAGACCGGGGAAGCCUUUUUAGUGUCAACCAGACAGGGAAGACCGUCAGCAGUAGGAUUGAAUUGUGCACUUGGAGCUAAAGAUAUGCGACCGUUUAUAGAGGCAAUGGCAAACUUCUCCGAGGCAUUGGUCAUUUGUUAUCCAAAUGCUGGUCUCCCAAAUGCUCUUGGAGGAUAUGAUGAGACACCCGAGGACAUGGCCAAAGUUCUCAAGCAGUUUGCUAUGGAUGGCUUAGUAAACAUCGUCGGUGGAUGCUGUGGAACUACCCCAGAUCAUAUAUCAGCGAUUGCAAAUGCCGUAAAGGGAGUUGCGCCCCGACAACCUCCCCCAGACCCAAAUGCUGGCAACUUGCUGCUAUCAGGACUUGAACCAAUGAUUGUUGGACCAUUUAGUAACUUCAUAAAUAUUGGCGAACGCUGCAAUGUGGCUGGCUCAAGGCGGUUCUAUAUCAACAUGGAUGAAGGACUUUUGGAUGGACCAUAUGCGAUGAGCAAGUUCCUCAGACUUCUUGCAACUGAGCCCGAUGUUGCAAAGGUACCCGUUUGUAUCGACUCAUCAGAUUUUUCCGUCAUUGUUGCUGGUCUGGAAUCUAUCCAGGGGAAAUGCAUAGUUAACUCAAUUUCUCUAAAAGAAGGCGAGGAAACGUUUAAAGAGCGAGCUCAACUUGUUCGAAGAUACGGAGCAGCAGUAGUGGUUAUGGCUUUUGAUGAA